This is a messenger RNA of Triplophysa rosa, 5188 nucleotides long. Its product is annotated as thyrotropin-releasing hormone-degrading ectoenzyme-like. Bases 222 to 3203 code for a protein of 993 amino acids. The transcript has 20 exons. Lineage: Eukaryota; Metazoa; Chordata; Actinopteri; Cypriniformes; Nemacheilidae. Gene Ontology annotation, biological process: peptide catabolic process; proteolysis. Gene Ontology annotation, molecular function: metalloaminopeptidase activity; zinc ion binding; peptide binding. Gene Ontology annotation, cellular component: cytoplasm. The record is from RefSeq and is a predicted model, not a curated record.
GAGAGACCCAUUGGUUGAGAGGGGGAACACAGAGUGAGAAAGCGAUGAGGAUGGAGGCAGGGGAAAUGAAAGGAGGGAACAUAAAUUCACAACACUUUUGAUUUGUCAUGAAGCAGUUGUGGAACUUAAUACACAUCAGACUCAUGUCAGAGGAGAAGUCGUGGAUUUGCGGGGAUGUGCGGUAGGAAUUCCGUCUGCAUUUUACGCGAACAUUCGUGCCGAUGGGGUUUGAGGACAUGAACAUGAGGAACGGACGGGCUUUGUCCGAUCAGUGGGCCGACAGCGUGGUGGUCCGACCUCGGACUACCGAACAGCACAUCACGGUGCACAAGAGACUGGUGCUGGGCUUCGCCAUCUCCAUCCUCACCCUCAUCAUCGUCACGGUCAUCGCCAUCACGCUCAGCGUCAGCUUCGAGAGAUGCGCCGCGGAGAGCAGCGGGACUCUGGCCGGUAACGGCUCCAGUAACAAGUCCAGUCAGUCCCGGGACAGAAGCAUCAGUCAUAGAGAAUCAGAGGAUGGCCAGCAGCCCUGGAGACAUCUGCGCUUACCGGCCACCCUGCGCCCUCGCCACUACGACCUCAGACUGUCCGUGUACAUGGAUAAUUUCACGUUCUCCGGUGAAGUGAACAUUGAGUUUGAAUGCGUGAACUCCACUAAGUUCAUCGUGUUGCACACAGACAGACUGGAGGUGAAUAAAGUGCAGGUGUAUUCAGACAGUAAGAAAACAGGCGUCAUGAGGAUCCACCGACGCUUUUACCACCAACCCAACCAGGUGUAUGUGAUCGCGCUCCACAGAGAGAUGAAGCCCCUCAGAAUUUAUAAAAUCAACAUCACGUUUGAAGCGCAGAUUGAAAAUGAACUCUUGGGAUUUUUCCGCAGUUCAUACAUGCUGUAUGGAGAAAGAAGGUAUCUGGCUGUGACGCAGUUCUCUCCCACUCAAGCCAGAAAGGCCUUCCCGUGUUUCGACGAGCCCAUUUAUAAAGCCACAUUCAGAGUGAGUUUGAGACACGAGAGCUCGUAUCAGUCGCUGUCCAACAUGCCAGUGGAGGCGUCUACAUCUGAUGAGGACGCAUGGGUGACCAACCAUUUCUCCCGGACGCCCCGUAUGUCCACAUACUACCUGGCCUGGGCGGUGUGCAACUUCACCUACAGAGAAGCCGUAACAGAUAAUGGAGUCGUGAUUCGGCUGUACGCCAGACCUGACGCCAUCCAGAGCGGAUCGGGAGACUACGCUCUGCACAUCACCAAGAGACUCCUGCAGUUCUACCAGGAUUACUUCCAAGUCAAAUAUUCCCUCCCUAAACUAGAUUUGCUGGCAGUUCCCAAGCAUCCGUAUGCAGCCAUGGAGAACUGGGGUCUGAGUGUGUUUGUGGAGCAGAAGAUCUUGUUGGAUCCUGACGUCUCUUCCUUCUCCUAUCAGAUGGAGCUCACCAUGGUGGUGGUGCAUGAGAUCUGCCAUCAGUGGUUUGGAGAUCUAGUAACACCAGUUUGGUGGGAGGACGUUUGGCUGAAGGAGGGAUUUGCUCAUUUCUUUGAGUACAUUGGGACUGACUUCCUCUUUCCAAAAUGGAACAUGGAGAAUCAGAGAUUUCUGACUGAUGUUCUUCAUGAGGUGAUGUUAUUGGACGGUUUGGCUAGUUCUCAUCCAAUCUCUCAAGAAGUAUAUGCAGCCACAGACAUCGACAGGGUGUUUGACUGGAUUGCGUAUAAGAAGGGAGCCGCUCUGAUCCGUAUGCUGGCUAAUGUCAUGGGACAGCCGGUAUUCCAGAGAGGACUCAAUGAUUACUUGAUGACGUACAUGUACGGGAACGCAGCGAGAGAUGACUUGUGGAACACAUUCUCUGAGGCCAUGCAGAGGGAGGGGAAGGACAUCAACAUCACAGAGGUCAUGGACCGUUGGACCCUUCAGAUGGGUUACCCUGUCGUCACCAUCAACAAGAAUGACAGUCUUGACAACACUGUCACCAUCUCCCAGGAGCACUUUGUGUAUGAUACAGAUGCCAAGAUCCGGAAUCCCGAGCUGUUCAACAAAAGCUUCCAGUGGCAAAUCCCCCUGACGCUCACAGUGGGAAACUCCAGUCACAUAUCAAGAGAAAACAUAAUUUGGGUCUCUAAUCGAACAGAGACGCACAGAGUCGGUCACAUGGAUGGAGAGACGUGGUUACUGGGUAACAUCAAUCAAACAGGAUACUUCAGAGUGAAUUAUGACCUGCACAACUGGAGACUUCUCAUUCAACAACUCAUGACCAACCCAACGAUCAUCUCUGUGGGAAACAGGGCCGGUCUGAUAGAUGAUGUCUUUAACUUGGCAAGAGUGGGCUAUCUGCCUCAAAACAUCCCUCUGCAGAUCAUCUCAUAUUUGUCUCAGGAGAGCGAGUUUCUGCCCUGGCACGCUGCUAGUCGAGCUCUUUACCAGCUGGACAAACUCCUGGACCGCACCGAAGACCACAACCUCUUUAGCGAUUAUGUGCUGAAACAGGUGUCACCAAAGUAUCACAAGAUGGGCUGGCCGACCACAUCCUCCGACGGCUCCUUCACGCAGGCUGCUUAUCAGAGCCAAGAGUUACAGAGAGAGGUGAUCAUGCUGGCGUGUAGUUUUGGAAACAAGCACUGUCACCGUCAAGCUGUUUCUCUCAUUUCAGGCUGGAUUUCCAGCAACAAGAACAGGAUUCCACCCAACGUGCGGGACAUCGUGUACUGCACAGGCGUGUCUCUGAUGGAUGAAGACGUGUGGGAGUUCAUCUGGAUGAAGUUUCACUCCUCCACUGCCGUCUCUGAGAAGAAGAUUCUUCUGGAGGCCUUGACCUGCAGCGACAACAUCUACCUGCUCAACCGGCUUCUGAAUCUGUCUCUUUCCUCUGACAUGGUGCCGGAUCAGGACGUGAUCGAUGUCAUCAUACACGUGGCUCGCAAUCCGCUCGGAAGGCAUUUAGCAUGGAGAUAUUUCAGAGAGAAGUGGGACAUAUUGAAUUCCAGGUAUGGAGAAGCUUUAUUUAUGAACUCAAAAUUAAUAAGUGGUGUGACAGAGUUUCUCAACACAGAGGAAGAGUUGAAUGAGUUAAAAUAUUUCAUCCUGACCUGCGGGGGAGCGGCGGCACCUGCGUUCGCUCGCGCCGUUGAGAUCGUUCAAGCUAACGUAAAAUGGCGCACGUUGUCCGAGCAACAGUUCUACCAAUGGCUGCGAAAAGCUCCUGACGGUUAACGUGACAUCAAGCACAGAACGUUCUAUUAGCGUGGAAGCUCUAUCAGACAUUUCAAGGCCAGUAACUCACGAAGACUUAAACUAUGUUUAAAAACACAUAUCUGGAUCAUGAGAAUCUGCAAAACUUCCCUGCGGUUUAUGAAACAGACAGACUGACUGAAAUCAAGAUGAAGACAUUCAACUGCUGACAAGUUGUGAUUUGUCUGCCAAAGCCGAAGUAUGCAUGAAAAUGCCCUGCCGGAUAAAAAGGACGAAAUCUUCUUUAAAAUCUUCUUUUUAGAUCAAGCUCCUUUCUUUUGACCGUGUCUAUACACAGCCGCACCGCCUCAAAUGAUAAAAUCAAAGAGCACAACAGCGCCGCCCUGCUGCCCAGCACGCUCGCUGCAAACAAAAAAAGCUGCUGCUGUACUGAAGUAUAAGGUCCUCUUUGCUUUUCUUGCACAAUCAUUAUGUUUAGCACAAUAUUUAAUGACUUGAGACCAUAUCUACCAUCAUCAAAUAGUUGAAUAAAGAUGACUGCAGUUGGGUACGCACAAAAUAGGCUUUGACAUUUUUAUUUUGAUGACAUUUACACCAGGAGCUGUUUUAUAUAGGGUAAAUUUAUGCGCAGAGUUAAUUUUUUGCCAGAGGUGUGUUUUCCGUUCUCGUACCGUAAAACUCAGUGGCAUCGCGUGUGAACGACAAUAUAAGUAUAGUAAUUUUAUACAGAUGGGUUGCAUAAUAAAAAUGCAUUGUGGGCUCUAUGUUUGAGUAUGUCUUACAGUAGAAGUGAUGGAGAAUAAUGCCUGACUGCGCAUUUGUCUUUCACUAACUGGAUAAAAAAAUGAUAAAAUAACUCUGUAUGACGCACCAGGUCCUUGAAGAUACGUAGUAAUGUAUAAUGCAUACACACUGGCCACUUUAUUAGGUUCAUCUUGUCAAUUGCUUGUUUUUGGAAAAUCUAAUCAACCUAAUGGAAUAUCUAAUGGAAGACACACAGAUGGUCAAGAGGAUCUUCAAAAUGGGGAAAGGAAGGAAAAUCGAUUUCCAUUUUGUGAUUUUCAAUGCAGUGUGGUUGUUGGUCCCAGACAGGUGCCAGUAGUUCUAAAACUGCCAGUUAAUUGGUAUUUUCACACGUGAAGCUCAGUUUAUAUCAGACUGGUUUUUACAUUGUACUCAGAUGGCCUCCACGGUCGCCAGAUCUCAAAAACAAGAGAUUCACUGUCAUGAAUCGCCAACACAUCUGCAGCAACCGUGUGACGCUAUCAUGCCAACUUCAUAAAGGUCUCUGAGGAAUUUUUCCAGCAAUGUUGAUUUUAUGCCACAGAUGUCAAAUACUGUAUAUGGGUCAAUUACAUUAUACAUUCAGAUUUACUUAUUUUCAAUUCAUACAAAUACGGUUAUGACCGUAAAAUCCUUUAUAGACAUUUUCCCCACUGAAUUUUAAGUUAUUAUUUUUUCUUUAAAAUGCUGAAACUAAUGACUACUGUUUUAUUACGUUGCAUAUUUUAUUUUUAUAGUAAUGGUGUUUGUUGUUAAAUAUCAAUAUUUCAAAAAUAAAUCUGCCAAAUCAAAUUUGUCACUGUGGCAAAUUCAUUUUUAGUGUAAUUCAUUUUCGUUUAAAUGAUAUUGAUGCAAAAUGAUCAGUAUUAGCUCCACAAUAUUCAUGUCCAGCUCGACUAAGAUUAUUUUUUAUCUCUGGCCAUCUUAAACAUUUCUUUGUCUUUGACCAGUAUACACAUUUUGUUCACUGGUGUGCAGACACGUACGGCGCUUCUUUUUAACAUAACUGUUUUCAUUUCAUUUCGAAGAAAUGUGUGCUUGUCAAGCAAAUGAGCAUAAUGUCCUGAGAAUUAUUUGUACCCGUUUAAUUAUUUUGCAUUUUAAUGUAUCAUCUUUGCAAAUGUGUGAAGCACUAAAAAAAUAACUGGGCGAUCAGGGCCUUUUCUACCUCGAUCUAUAAUUUUUUUUAUAAAAAAGACUGACAGUGCCUUAAAUAAAUCUGU